Cordyceps militaris CM01 is the source of this 1056-nucleotide messenger RNA. RefSeq lists its product as uncharacterized. The record is from RefSeq and is a predicted model, not a curated record. NCBI's taxonomy places the organism in Eukaryota, Fungi, Ascomycota, Sordariomycetes, Hypocreales, Cordycipitaceae. The coding region runs from base 1 to 1056 and encodes 351 amino acids. The transcript has 3 exons. Gene Ontology annotation, cellular component: spindle midzone; chromosome passenger complex; chromosome, centromeric region. Gene Ontology annotation, biological process: mitotic sister chromatid segregation.
AUGGCUCCUACGAGGUCAAAGAAGCGAGGCUCCGACCAGUCCACAGCCUCGACGCGGCAGCGCGGUGUCAAGGUCCCCGUCAGGGAAGAGCCGACCACACCUACAGAGCGCAGUCCCAUCAAGAGGCGAAGAGCUGGCAUCACGCUACCUCAAAAACAGACUUUAAUUGAGAACUUACAACUUGAGAUCACCGAGAGAGCUCGACGACUUCGUGCCCAAUACAACCUCCAGGCCCAGGGCCUUCGAUCGCGAAUAGAAAUUCGCGUCAACCGAAUCCCUACCGCUCUACGCAAGAUGAAAAUGGGAGACUUGCUUCUCAAGUAUAUCAAUCAGGAGCAGGCAGCUCUGCGGCCACCCGUGCCAGCCAAGGAUGGCCCGUUGUCGCGUAGCGCAGCUCAGAAACAAAGCUCGCGCCCGAAUACCGCGCGCAGCAACAAACGUGUCAGCACCGAAAUUUCUGGCGGAGACAAGGAAAACGAGAUUGGUGGCGAAACGAUGAAGAGGCGCGUUCGCGCCGCUAUGCAAGACAACCCGAUUCGCCCAACACAGAUCUUAUCGCCGACCUCAUCCAACUCUCGACUCGGCAACCGCGAAAUUCCCGUGUCACCCACCAAGUCGUACCUGAGCAGACCCGGUUCGCCUCUAAAAACUGGAGGUGUGCGCUCCGCCGCGACAGCUACCUCCAUGUUAUCCAACAUGGUGGAAAAGGCCAAGGCCGCCCGAGCUGCAAGCACCAGAAAGUUGACCACGUCAUCCAUCGCUAGCUCACGAAGCGCUGCCGCACCGCCCGCCAGCGCAGCAAAGACGAGACGGGCGGCUCCGGUGAAGCAGCAGCCUGCUCGACCGGCCACUCGCACGGGGCGCCGAAUUAGUGCUCACAGUGAGACGAGCGAGGCGAGCAAUGGCACCGUCGUGCGUAAGCCGGUCGCAUCCAAGGCUAGCACGGCGACUACAAAAAAAUCAGUCAUGGGUAGCCUCCGCAAAGGUGUAGCCAACAGUAGAGCUACGGCGCCUACAACGAGCAGCUCCGGACGAGUUCUCCGCAAGCGUACGUAG